AUGAGUUACGUGGUCGACAGCACGGACGUGGAGUUCGCGGUGGACCAAACCUCAACAAUGGCGGAGGAGGCCGACCAGGCCAGUGGUGCGUGGGACACUGCCGGAGCGCUGCCCCACGACGAUCAUGGUGAGGAGGAGCAGCCCUACAUGACUCCCUACGAGACCUUCAACGUCGACAUUGAGAGCCGAUUGACGUACGCGCAAGCGAUGGACAACUCGGCCGACACUAUGGCUGCGGUCUACGGUUCUUCGGAGGUGGAGCAGGCCAGCGGGACAGCUCAAGGGGUCUACGCCUACGCCGACCAAGCUGGCGCGCCGGAAGCCGUGGGGGGCGAAAGCGAAGACGACAGCGACAGCGACAGCGAAGACGAAGAGGAUCAACCGGUGAUCAGGCAAAGAUGCCAAACAAAGAACUGGAACGAGCAGUUUCAGCGACUGUUGAGCUUGGAGCCGUCGGCAAAUAAGUUCGCCGAGAUGGCCCGCCUGGCGCACGACUUCGUGUUUGCGGCUGAGACCUAUGGCAAGAUCAUCAUCUCCGAACUGGGCCUACAUGAGUCGAAGAAGACGAUCAAGCCCAUCGCGGUGGGUGGACAAGCUGGCGGCGAGAAGUACAUCGUGCAGGGCAUCUUCUUCAAAUUCGCCACCGACAUCUUCGGCAUCUACGGUGGCGAUGAAUACGCCAUGAAGGCGGCCUCGCACGAUCUGAAGGGUUUGAUCCACUACUACAGUUGCCAGAUUCCUGGCCUUCACGUUCCUCUCAUGGCCCUGAUUGACUAUUUGGGCUUCCGGCUGAUUGCCAUCACCAUCCUGCCCAUCAACGCCGGGACCCUCCGAUACGGCUCGUGCGACGCCGGCGUCACCAUCCACUGCGAGGACCCGACGCUCAAAGCGAUGAUGAAGCAGGCCGCCCGCAAGAUGCACCUGCGCGGCCACUACGUGGGGACGCCCGAAGGACUGGGCAAGAAGAUCUACGGACCUGUGGACAUUGAGGCGCACAAGGGCACCGACGAUCGCUACUACGUUGUGGACUUUGCCCGCACGUUCCCUCCCGAGCGCCCAGACCCUGCCAAUGUGGGGCGUAAGGGCAUCAUUCUGUACAACCUGCUGCGGCCGGAGCUCGUCAAAUCGAACAAGGUUCCGCUGUCAUCCGAUGCCUACACCAUUUGGGCUCGGGCCGACAGUAAGAAGGAUCUCUACAACUUGCAAGUCACGGAAGCCACAGAGCGGCUAUUCAAGGAGGUGAUUCCCCAAGUCGCGGCCAGGCUCAACGAGCUCCAGGAAAGUGCAGACAAGGGCAAGACCCACCUGGACCUCAUCGAAGUGCUCCAUUCGGCUGGCGUGAACGUCCGUCACCUCGGGAAGAUCCGCCAGUUGGUCAACCCGAAGCUGCAGCAGACCACCCUGAUCGAGGCAUGCCUGCCCCUCCUGUGUUUGUGCAUGGUGGCGCGCAUUGUCAGGAAGCAGAUCGCCGAGAAGUUCAGGAAGAAGACGCGGGCGAUGGGCCUCCCCACCGAGGAUCCCCAGAAGAUGGCGGCGGUGAAGCACCUCAACAUGCUGCUGGGUCGCCACCGUAACUCCAACUACUACUGGCGCACUCUCAAGCGAUCCCUUAUCAAGAAAUUCUCGAACUGUCUGCUGGCGCACGAGCUGGUAGCGGGCUAUGAUCUCCGCCAGAGCUUGGACAUCAUCAAGUUCUUCGACCGGUUGCGAGCGCUAUCGCCCAACACCAUACCGCUCACCGAGGAGGCCGCCAAGGACUUUGCCAGGGCAAUCCAGGACAACGCAAAAAUGAGCUGGGGCGAGUGGGUACCGAACUUUAAGUUCCUCCUGUCGGACAUGACCGCGCUGCACGCCACCGUGAAGCACAUGAACCUGAUCGAUAUCGCCGAGGCCAGUGCCAUGUUCUACCAGGGACUGGAAGAGAAGGGCUACGAUCAAACGCGCCUGCUCAUCCAGGGCAUGGGCAAGUUCCAGAUCGCUUCGCGUAAGAUGCCGUUCCUCAACGUCGACACUAUCAUCCUGCUGGGCGACAUGCUUGUUGCUCAGGCGAACAACUCCUCGGACAGAGACGCGGUUUCGUUGAUCCUGUCCAAUGCCCUCAUCGCCUAUCAGACAGCCCUCAACAUCCAGCCGAACAAUACAAAAUGCAUUAUCGGCGUGGGCAACAUUCACGCCAGACGCCAACAAUGGGCGGAUGCGAUUGCCACUUACAAGCACGCCAUCGAGGUUGAGCCGAAGACGGCCUUGGCCUAUUUGCAAUUGGCAAAGGUGUACAAGGACAAGGGCGGGCUUACCAGCAAUGCAGUCGCGGCUGCAGAGGAGUGCCUUAGGAAGGCGGUGGCGAUCGAACCCACCUACUACGAGGCGCUGGUGAUGUUGGCCGAGCUCAUCAUCACCAGCACCUACCUAAGACUUGUGGACAACAACGUGAGCGAGGUAGACGAGGCAACGAGGCAGACCCUGGCAGAAGUGGGCGGCAUGUACGAAAACGCUCUUUCCUUCAGGGCCAAUGACGACGCAGCCUACGAUUUCGUCGACAAGAUGAUCGCGCAUGUCGUCAAUCCCGAUCCGAAGGCGUACAAGUGGUUCGAUCUUUCUCUGGCCCUGUUGUGGCACGUCGUCGAGGCGAGUCCCGCCUUUAACAACCUCGUGUCUGGCAAACUGGCGAAUGUCGAUGCACUCCACUUUCGCCAUUGUCAGCGCGUCCUCACCGACCCGAUCUUCCGCGGCAUCGCGUGGGCCUCUCCCGCGAUCCACACGCUGGUUCUCGAGGCGAACGAAACGGUCACGGAGGAGACGAUGUUGGCCUGGCUCGACCACCACCCAGUCCCGCUGCGCGAGUUCUCGCUCAAGGGCUGCCCUGCGCAGUUUAGCUCCGCGCUGCUGCUCAAGCUCGCCUCGCUGCCCCGCCACACCCACGCGCUCGAGACGCUGCGCCUCCCGGGCUUGGCCGUGACCAAGGAAGCCCUACUCGCCAGCUUCGACGGCCGCGCCACCAAGCCCGCAGCCGCCGCCGGCGAGGCGGACACGUCAGCAAAUGUGUCGACAGAGGCGGACACGUCAGCAGAGGCUGCGGCGCAGGAAGACGACGAGGUUGCGAAGGAGAAGAACGGUCGUUGGAGCCGCCUGGCGACGCUCAACAUUUCUCAGAUUCCCGAGGUCGACGACGCGGUGAUCGCGGAGGUUGCGCGGCUGCCCGCGCUCACGGCGCUCGAGUACAGCGGUGCCGCUGCAGUCACCAGCGCCGCCCUCGAGCAUCUCCCCUCCCAGCUCAUAUCGGUGAACUUCGGUGGUGCGGUCAGUCUGAGCGGGCUGACGGCGCUAGCCAAGCGCUGCUCGGGCAUCACCCGACUGUCGCUGAAGGGCGUGACGGGCCUCCCCACCGAGGACGCCUUCAAGCUGGCGCCUCUGCUUCCAGCCCUGACGCACUACCAGAUCCCCACCGGCAAUGUCUAUCUGUACUCGGGCACGAAGACUUUAGAGGUUAUGUACAGCGAUAGGGGCGCGAUCAAGUUCCACAUCCCCAAUGGCCCGGAGCUGUACCAGCUGCGCACCCAGCACCAGACCGUCAUGGAAGGACCGGACGGCUUCAGUCUCACCAUCUCCAAUAUGCCCCACAACAAGCUGAUCGCCGACAAAGGGACCGUCAUUGCCCGAGCCACAUUUGCCCCAGCAGUCGGCUGGAACAUCGCAACGGCGGUUGGUGGAUUGUCGACGGUCACCCUUAUCCAGUACCACCAGAUGACAAGGUCAUACGUCGUCCAGCCCCGCCUGGUCGACAUCACCUACCAGCCCCAGCUGGGCCAGGCCAAGCUCUACAUCCGCCCGGGCACCAACGUCACCCUCCUCCUUGCCUUGUUCGGCAUCGCCUUCGCCGUCAAAUAA
This is a messenger RNA of Acanthamoeba castellanii str. Neff, 3885 nucleotides long. RefSeq names its product tetratricopeptide repeat domain containing protein. Lineage: Eukaryota; Discosea; Longamoebia; Acanthamoebidae. The coding region runs from base 1 to 3885 and encodes 1294 amino acids. The transcript has 36 exons. The record is from RefSeq and is a predicted model, not a curated record. Gene Ontology annotation, biological process: intracellular distribution of mitochondria. Gene Ontology annotation, cellular component: cytoplasm. Gene Ontology annotation, molecular function: mRNA binding; protein binding.